CAGGAUGCAGAGGUUGUGUGUAGAGAGCUGGACUGUGGGGCUCCUGUACAGGUGCUGGGAGCAGCUGCUUUUGGCAAAGGAGAGGGUCAGAUGUGGACAGAAGAGAUUCAGUGUAGAGGAAAUGAAUCUCAGGUUCAUCUCUGUCCAAAAUCAACAUCAAAUGAAAACAACUGUUCACAUGAAAACAACGUUGGACUGGUGUGUGCAGACAGUGUGAAUGUGAGACUGGUGAAUGGUAACAGUCCAUGUGCUGGUAGAGUGGAGGUUCAUCAUAGAGGUCAGUGGGGAACAGUGUGUGGUUUUUCCUGGGAUAUGGUUGAUGCUGCAGUGGUGUGUAGAGAACUGGACUGUGGAGAACCUGUAGAUUCUCUGAGUGUUGCUCAUUUUGGACCAGGAUCAGGACCAAUCUGGAUGAAUCGAACAUUAUGUACUGGAUCAGAGUCCACACUAAAGAACUGUGGAUCAGUAGAUUGGGGUGCUUUUGACUGUGAUCAUAAUAAAGAUGCUGGUGUCAUCUGCUCAGGCAUCAGGCUUAUUGGAAAUUCUCAUUGCUCUGGACAAGUAGAGAUUCUUCAUGAGAAGACGUGGGUUUCAGUGUGUGAUGCUGCCUUUGACCAGCAGGAUGCAGAGGUUGUGUGUAGAGAGCUGGACUGUGGGGCUCCUGUACAGGUGCUGGGAGCAGCUGCUUUUGGCAAAGGAGAGGGUCAGAUGUGGACAGAAGAGAUUCAGUGUAGAGGAAAUGAAUCUCAGAUUUCAUUCUGUCCAAGAUCAUCUUCAAUCAAAAACAACUGCUCCCAUGAAAAUUAUGAGGGGCUUCUGUGUGCUGACCCAAAAAAUGUGAGACUGGUUAAUGGUAACAGUCCCUGUGCUGGUAGAGUGGAGAUUCUUCACAGAGGUCAGUGGGGAACAGUGUGUGAUGCAGGUUGGGAUAUGACUGAUGCUGCAGUGGUGUGUAGAGAACUGGACUGUGGGGAACCUGUAGACGCUUUGGGUGAUGCUCAAUUUGGACCAGGAUCAGGACCAAUCUGGAUGAGUCUUGUAUUAUGUACUGGAUCAGAGUCGUCACUAAAGAACUGUGGAUCAUCUGGAUGGAAUUUACCUAUUUGUACUCACAACUAUGAUGCUGGGGUCAUCUGUUCAGGUCACAAACGUUCCAGACUUGCUGCUGGACCUCAUCUGUGUUCUGGGAGAGUAGAGAUACUUCAUGAGAACACGUGGGUUUCAGUGUGUGAUGCUGCCUUUGACCAGCAGGAUGCAGAGGUUGUGUGUAGAGAGCUGGAUUGUGGGGCUCCUGUACAGGUGCUGGGAGCAGCUGCUUUUGGCAAAGGAGAGGGUCAGAUGUGGACAGAAGAGAUUCAGUGUAGAGGCAACGAAUCUCAGAUUUCAUCCUGUUCAGUAUCUUCACACAGAUAUAAUUGCACCAGUGUUAGCAACGUGGGACUAAUAUGUUCUGGUUACAUAGCGCUCAAACUGGUAAAUGGCCCUGACGUCUGUUCUGGAAGAGUAGAGCGUCAGUAUUUCAAUGAGUGGGGCACCGUAUGUGAUGGAUGUAUGGAUAUGAGAGCUGCCAGUGUCCUCUGUAGGCAGCUGAAUUGUGGGAUUGCUGUGUCUGUUGUGGGAGCAGACUGGUUUGGAGAGGGAAGUGGUGAAAUCUGGGCUGAUGUGUUUGAUUGUCAGGGGAAUGAAACACGACUCUCACAAUGUCCCAUCUCUUCAUGGAGUCGAGCUGAACGUUCUCAUAAACGAGAUGUUGGAGUCAUCUGUUCUAGUUCGUCUCUGGCUCUUCAUGAUGGGCGAGUGCAGUUGUCUGGAGAGAGAGAGUGUGAGGGGGAGGUGGAAGUUUACAUCCAUCAGGUCUGGAGGAGAGUUCUGCUGGACUCCUGGAGUCUCACUGAAUCCUCUGUAGUCUGCAGACAGCUGGGUUGUGACUCUGUACUGAACUUCUACAGCUCCUCUUCAUCCAGUCCUGAACACAGUCAUGAGUGUGUGAUGGGCUUCCAGUGCUCUGGGAGUGAAACUCAUCUGGGGAACUGCAGCUCUCCACAAACUCUCAACUGCAGCUCCACACAACAGCUGUCAAUCACCUGCCUUAGUCGUGGGUCCAUCAGGCUGGUGGGUUCUGGAGGAGACUGUGCAGGGAGGCUGGAAGUUUUUCACAACGGCUCAUGGGGGACAGUGUGUGAUGACUCCUGGGAUAUUAAAGAUGCCCAUGUGGUGUGCAGACAGCUGCAGUGUGGAGUGGCCCUCAGUAACCAGCAGGUACCAGCCUGGUUUGGUCCUGGUUCUGGACCCAUAUGGCUGGAUGAGGUGAACUGUGAGGGGAAUGAGACGUCCCUGUUGAACUGCUCUUCUCAGGUCUGGGGAAAACAUGACUGUCAACACAAGGAGGAUGUAGGAGUCGUGUGCUCAGAGUUCAAAGAAAUCAGACUAACUGAUGGUUGUGAAGGGAAUGUGGAGGUUUUCUACAAUGGAUCAUGGGGUAAUGUAUGCUGGAACCAGAUGGACAGAGACACAACAAGUCUGAUCUGUCAAGAGCUGAACUGUGGAAGAUCUACCAGUGACCCCAGUAACUCACAAGGACUAAAGUCAAAUUGGCUGGAUCAAUUUAAAUGUCGUCCACAUGACUCAACUCUGUGGCAGUGUCCAUCUUCAACCUGGGGACAGAAUAACUGUCGUCAUGAUGAGGUGGCUCAUAUAACCUGCUCAGAAAAGGAAAAUGAUGAAUCGCCUCAAAGUCAUCUUUCAUGUUCUGCAGCUCCAAACCAGAGACACUGUACAAAGUAUGUUCCUCUGAGACUGAGUGGAGGGAACGGCCGGUGCUCGGGGAGACUGGAGGUGUAUCAUAACGCUGUGUGGGGUUCAGUCUGUGAUGAUCAGUGGGACAUCAGGGAUGCUCAGGUGGUCUGCAGGCAGCUGGGUUGUGGAGCAGCACUGAGUGCUGAUGGGAAUGCAGCCUUUGGUGCUGGUGAAGGUGUUGUGUGGCUGAACAGAGUCGAGUGCAGAGGGAAUGAGAUUCACCUAUGGGACUGUCCUCUCUACCUGAAUAACCACACUGACUGCUCACACAAAGAGGAUGCUGGACUCACCUGUGCAGAUUUGUCUGUGUCCCCGACUCCUGCCCCAACAACAUCAACUUUUCCUCCAGUUUCACAGACAGAUGUGACACAAUCUCUGUCCUCACUGAUCACUCGUCCACAAACUCCACCAGUAUAUUCUCUCUCCAUCCCUCCAGUGGUUUUGAUUGUACUGGGAGCUGUGCUCUUACUGCUCUUACUGCCACUCAUUAUACUGAUUCAGCAGAACAGAGUGAUGAGGAGAGUUCUUUCCAAGAGAAGACACAAGACUCAGACUGAAGCAGUUUAUGAGGAGAUUAAUCCCAGACUGGUCACAAAUAAAGAUAAAAGCAUCACUCAGAGAGGAAGAGUCCCUUCUGAAGAACUGCAUUCUGGGUAUGAGGAUGCUGAUGAGAUUCUUUCAGCUAAAUCUGCAGUAGGAGACUCAUCUGAACAUUAUGAUGAUGUCAUCACCACUAAAGUCCCAAAAGAUGACAUACCAGAAAACUAUGAUGAUGUUGUGAUCAUGCGACAGUUCUCCAAUAAUAAAACAGAGGGAGUUCAGGAGGAGUAUGAUGAUGUGAGGAAUGUCAGUGAAGAUGUGAGAAACCUGUUUGACUAUGAUGAUGUGGGGAAUGUGCCAGCCAAACAUGGAGGGACUGUUUAACUCAGGAAUCACACACAACCUCAAAUCUUUUUACAGCUUUUGGAAAUGGAAUGAGUUUAAGUGAUAUUAUAUACACACUGUAAAAAAUUUCCCCGUUAAUUUACAGUAAAUUACAGGCAGCUAGAUUUACCUGUAGAAUGCUGUAAUUUUACAGUGGACCUGCUGUAAUCUGAAACAACAGUUUAUUACUGUAAAACUUUCCCCGUUAAUUUACAGUAAACUACUGGCAACUAGAUUUACCUGUAGAUUGCUGUAAUCUGAAACAACAGUUUAUUACUGUAAAAAAUACUACAGUACUGUGCUGUAGAAAAUAUAGGCUGCACAGUAUAAUACUGUCAGGUUUUCGGCUGCCAUUAUAUUGUUAUAUUACUGUUCCUGCUGUAAUCUUCACAAACUAUGAAACAUUUUAGUACUCUAAAAUGUGAUCUUUACAUUUACAACUACUAAAAUCUGACAAUUUAAAAUGUGCAUUCUAAAAUAAAAAACACGCUGAAAAUUGCUAGCAAACAAAUGGCUCAAACAAAAGAUGACCUUAAAACAUGCUUUUAUUAAAGCUAAUAACAUCAAAUCUUCAAUGAAUUACAUUAUUUCUGCUUCACCAGAGAAACUGGGUAAUUCAAUACUUUGAUUUCACAUAAACAUCUGCGACCAGAACAGAAUGCUGUGAUGUCACAAACAUUUGGUUGCAGAACUCAAUGCUGUCACUAUAAACAUCUUGUUACAGAACUCAAUACUGUACUGUCACAAACAUUUGGUUGCAGAACUCAAUACUGUACUGUCACAAACAUCUGGUUGCAGAACUCAAUACUGUACUGUCACAAGCAUCUGGUUACUUAACUCAAUGCCGUCACAAACAUCUAGUUAUAGAACUUCAUGUAAACAUAGUUGGACAGCACAAUGUUCUGACUUCACCUGAUUAAAUAAAGCCCCACUCGAAGUCUAUGAGGUUUUUUAAG
Molecule: messenger RNA, 4676 nt
Organism: Xyrauchen texanus (razorback sucker)
Lineage: Eukaryota; Metazoa; Chordata; Actinopteri; Cypriniformes; Catostomidae
Product: scavenger receptor cysteine-rich type 1 protein M130-like
Exons: 19
Coding region: 91-3720 (1209 amino acids)
Cellular component (GO): membrane
Source: RefSeq, a predicted model, not a curated record